CAGAUGGGUGUGUUUAUACAAUUUUCUUGUUCUAUAUAGACCACUGCCUAUCUGAGCCGUGUCAAAAUGAGAAGCCAUGCACAAACAACAUCGACAAUACUGGUUUCGUGUGUGACUGUGAAGAGGAUUUCCUGAGUGAAACGUGCGAAAUAAUCAAUCAUUGUGCCGAUGACCCCUGCCAGAACAACCGACCAUGUAGUAACACCAACGAUAACUCUGGUUUCGUAUGUGACUGUGGCAGAGAUUUUGUAGGAGAUGUGUGUGAAUAUGCGAAUUUUUGUCAGAACGACCCUUGUCAAAAUUCAAGAUCCUGCUCAAACAAUAAUGAUAACACUGGCUUCGUUUGUGAUUGUGGAGAUGAAUUCACUGAAGACAAUUGUGAAUUUACCAACUAUUGUAAUGGUGAUCCAUGUGAGAAUAACCAACCUUGUACUAACAACGAUGACAACUCUGGAUUCGUAUGCAACUGUGGGGACGAAUUCUUCGGCGAUAUGUGUGAAUUUACAAAUCAUUGUGCUGAUGACCCUUGCCAGAACAAUCGUCCAUGUAGUAACACUAACGAUAACUCCGGUUUCGUAUGUAACUGUGGCAGAGAUUUUGUCGGAGACGCUUGUGAAAAUGCGAACUUUUGUGUAAACUUCCCCUGUAAGAACGGCGCCACGUGUUCCAACACUGCGAGUAAUGAUGGAUUCGAAUGUACCUGUGACGAAGACUCUGGGUUUACAGGACCUACGUGUGAAGAUCCUAUCACUCCUCCUGCUUGUGAUUCAGAUCCGUGUCAGAAUGGUGCUCAAUGCAGCGAUGAGAAUGAUGGAUUCGUCUGCCAAUGUACCAACGGCUGGAUAGGAACAACAUGUCAAACACAAGACUUUUGUCGCGACAACCCAUGCCAGAAUGGUAGACCAUGUGAGAACAAUGAGGACAACGAUGGAUUUCUUUGUUAUUGUGGAGACGAGUAUCUUGGAGACACUUGUGACGUAAUCAAUUUUUGUGCAGGAGACCCGUGUGAUAAUCAGCGUCCGUGUUCGAACAACGUGGAUGAUUUAGAUUUUGUUUGCGAUUGUGGAGAUGAAUAUUUGGGAGUUGUAUGUGACAUAAGGAAUUUUUGUCAGAACAACCCUUGUCAAAACUCGAGACCCUGUUCAAACAACAAUGAUAAUACUGGCUUCGUUUGUGAUUGUGGAGAUGAAUUCACUACAGACACUUGUGAAUUUACGAACUAUUGUAAUGGUGAUCCAUGUGAGAAUAACCAACCUUGUAUAAACAACGAUGAAAACACUGGGUUCGUAUGUAACUGCGAGGACGAAUUCAUCGGCGAUAUGUGCGAAUUUACAAAUUUCUGCCUGAGUGAUCCUUGUCGUAAUGGGCGCUCUUGUGAGAACAAUCCAGCUAAUACAAACUUCAGAUGUGAUUGUGGUGAGGAGUAUCUAGGAUUCAGGUGUCAAUGGACAAAUUUCUGUUUUGAUGAUCCAUGCGAGAACGGAAAACCGUGUUCCAACAAUGAUGACAACUCCGAUUUCGUUUGUGACUGUGGCGACGAUUUUAUUGGAAAAACGUGUGGAUUUCCAGUUUCUACUACAGAUUUCUGUAUGGACACCCCCUGUCAGAACGGACGGCCUUGUUCAAACAACGAAGAUGACGAUGAUUUUGUAUGUGAUUGUGGCGAUGAGUAUAUUGGAGAUCGCUGUGAAUUCACUAACUUUUGCUUAGAUAACCCGUGUGAAAAUCAGCGAACAUGCUUGAACAACGAUGAUAACACUGGCUCCGAAUGCGACUGUGGCGAUGAAUUUGUCGGUGGAAAUUGCGAGUUCACAAAUUUCUGUAUAAACGACCCAUGUGAGAAUGACCGACCUUGUUCCAAUAAUGGAGAUAAUUCUGGAUUCGUUUGCGACUGUGGUGAUGAGUUUCUGGGAGAUGCAUGCGAAGUCACCAAUCACUGCCGUUCAUCACCCUGUAAGAAUGAGGGACUGUGUUCCAACAGUAAUGAUGAUACUGACUUCGUUUGUAGCUGCCGGGACACUGGAUAUACAGGCCCUAUGUGUGAAGAGAUAGAUCUAUCCACCGAAUCUCCAAUCAACUGCGAAGGGCCUUCCCCGUGCCAGAACGGUGCAAUAUGCGUCUUUGAUGUUUGUGUCUGUCAGACGGGCUACAACGGAAGGUUCUGCGAAAAUGUUGUAACCGAGGCUCCAGUUGAAGGUUGCGGGGGUCCGCUCCCGUGUAAGAAUGGCGCCCGAUGCCUCUCCAAUGUUUGUGUUUGUCAAGCUGGUUUCACCGGAACAUUAUGCGAAAACAACAUAGAUGAUUGUGCUUCUGAGCCAUGCCCUUCACUAACAUCAAACUGUGUGGACCUAGUCGAUGGAUUUGCCUGCUCGUGUAAGAAUGGAUAUACAGGAGAAUUGUGCGAUCAAGCUGAUAAUGGAAUCAACGACACUCAAAGCCAGUCCAACCUGCUGAUCGACCCGUGGUGGAUUGCUCUUAUCUGCCUGAUAGCAGUCAUGGUUCUAACCGUCAUCGGUCUAUCCAUCUGUACAUGUCGAACCGUCAAGGCCGCGAAGACCAAGUCUGACAUCAGCCCGUAGUCUCACAUAGGACAUCACAUGGACUUUAAAACAAAACCAAGGUCACAAACUUAUUCCACGUAGUCCGUCUUUGUCUUUGAAGUAUCGUAAGAAAUGAUUAUAUCAUUUAUUGAAACUCGUAUCCACUUCCAUACUAUAACCACUACUGCUACGAGUAAUAGUAGAAGUAGUACUUUUACCACUACUACUAGUAGUUGUAGAAGUAGUACUACUACUACUCUACCACUACUACUUCUACAACAACUACUACUACUACUUCUUUUACUCUUCUCUGAGGUUAUUUCAUCCAUUAGAUAAGGUUCACGUAAAGCUCCAUAUACAGAGGCGACAGCUUGAUACGAUAUUAUGUAAGUUUAUUUGACAAAACGUAUAAUUCACUUGGACUUAAUAAAUUCUCAAGUAUUUUCUGUAAAGAUUCGAAUGAUUUCUUUAUUAAUGUAUAUUUUUACACUGAAAUUUUCUAAGUUAUAAUGUCACCAAGAGUUCCUGCGUAACUUGAAUGAGUGAAUGUGAAACUACGUUGAUUUCAAUUUGAAGCUCUUCAUUUUGUGAUAGCGAUUUAAUGCUAAUUUUAUAAUAGG
Molecule: messenger RNA, 3160 nt
Organism: Strongylocentrotus purpuratus (purple sea urchin)
Lineage: Eukaryota; Metazoa; Echinodermata; Echinoidea; Camarodonta; Strongylocentrotidae
Product: fibropellin-1
Exons: 21
Coding region: 492-2579 (695 amino acids)
Biological process (GO): establishment or maintenance of epithelial cell apical/basal polarity; heterophilic cell-cell adhesion
Cellular component (GO): protein-containing complex; plasma membrane
Molecular function (GO): calcium ion binding
Source: RefSeq, a predicted model, not a curated record